Messenger RNA from Patella vulgata (common limpet), 3012 nucleotides. Its product is annotated as transmembrane channel-like protein 7. Lineage: Eukaryota; Metazoa; Mollusca; Gastropoda; Patellidae. Bases 418 to 2466 code for a protein of 682 amino acids. The record is from RefSeq and is a predicted model, not a curated record. Gene Ontology annotation, molecular function: mechanosensitive monoatomic ion channel activity. Gene Ontology annotation, cellular component: plasma membrane. The transcript has 16 exons.
GUGUAGAUCUGUGUGAAUAUGUGAUAUACAACUGACUCUGCCUUUACUUACUUGGUCAGAUAGUAAAUAGAAAUCGAAGUGGUAAUAUAAGGAUUGAUUGACGUUUGACUACACAGGGUUUGAAGUGAUUUAUUAUAGCCAAUAACCACUAACCAAUAUUGUGUCUAUGCUACACCACAGCGCUUUAUAUCAGUCAAUAGUUUAAAGAUUCGUAUACAUAUGUUAACAACAGAAUGCUGUUUAUGAUAAGUUCUUUCCGGGUACAUCCAGUAUAUAUUUUAUAACAAGUGCCCGUCGGGUCGACGUCCUCACCUAAUGUAGGCUAUAGGAUAUUUAGUUCAUUUAAGGAUUAUUGCGAAAACUGUCUUCAUUUUUUUACGUUGAAUUAGAAGAGAAAUUGGAAUAUCGUAACAAGAAAUGAAUCGAAUCGGUCACAGUGAUAUGACAUCUAUCAAGUCGUAUGAUGGAACGACAAAGGAAUCUGCUUCUCCUGUAUCGAAUACGUACAUCAGCGAAGCCAGAUUAAGACGAAAGAGUAUGAUGGUGACAGAAAAAAGAGGUCCUAUCGGUUUGUUCCACAAAACACCUCCACUGUCUAAAAGGAUUCGUGACCUGCAUAACUGCGGUAAAGGAGAAUCAUACGAGAAACACAGUAGGAGAUGGGUAAAAUGUAAACUAGCUUGUAAGAAUAUUAGCCAGACCAUCGAGCUGUGGGGAGGAAAUUUAAGAAGUAUUGAAGGUCACCAAGGAACUGGUGUGGUGUCGUUUUUUGUACUAUUAAGAUGGUUGUUUGGUCUUAACAUUGUUUUAUGUCUUAUUACCUUUUUCUUCGUCAACGUACCUGUUAUAUUCUUUAAUGAAGAGGUGUAUUCUACAAGUUUACCAGCUUAUAGUUUAGUACAGACUUGUACUAAUAACUAUACAGUAACACUUUCUUCUGAUCCUUUACAACAAUUUCUAGAUUUCUUUCUUGGAACAGGAUGGAUGGAGAAAUCAUAUUUAUUUUAUGGUUUUUACACUGGUUCUGGUAUAUAUGUUGGGGACAAAAAUGCAGUGGGAUUCUUUUACAACUUUCCACUACUAUAUUUAUUGGCUAUUGUUGGUUGUAUGUUGAUUAGUGUAUUUAUGAUGGCCAACCAUUCGAUUUCUGCUUUUCGAAAAAGUUUAUUAUCAGGUGAGGUGACCAACAUGGAAUAUAUAACCAUGAUAUUUUGCGGAUGGGAUUAUUCUCUAUCAGAUGAACGUAAUGCACAAAUCAAAUCACGAAAUUUCAAAUAUGUUUUAAACAGUGAUAUUCAAGACCAAAAAUUUCUGAAACAGAGGAAUGAUAAAAUGAAGAGUUGUGGUUCAAGAUGUGGAUUAUAUAUGAUCCGGAUACUGGUCAAUAUAUUUGUUUUAAUCUGUUUAGCUGGAGCAGCUUGUUCAAUUUAUUAUACAUCCGUCUUCUCUAGUGAAUGGACAGCCAAGAAUACUGUAGCAAAUGGUACUGAUCAGAUCCUGGUGUUUAUAGUAGAGUUUUUACCAUCAAUAGUAAUCACAGUAUUAAAUGCUGUUUUACCUCUGGUAUUUGAACUGGUUAUUCAAUUAGAACACUAUACACAAGAAUUUGUUAUCAAACUUUCUCUCAUAAGAACCGUGUUUUUAAAGUUAUCAUCAUUAAUUAUAUUAGUAGUAUCUAUAUAUCAAGGUGUUAUAUCAUGUGAACCUAAAGAUGUAUGUCGUUCUACUAUUGAUACUUGCCCUAAUGUUACCUGUUGGGAAACGUAUGUUGGACAAGAAUUGUACAAACUUGUAAUUAUUGAUUUCGUGGUUAUAAUUGGCAAAGUAUUUAUUGUCGAAUUUCCUCGGAGGUUAUUAGCCAACAAGUGUUCGUGGAGAUUUAUAAAAUGGCUUGGUCCUGCUGAGUUUGAAAUCCCUGUGAAUGUUUUGGAUCUGGUAUAUGGUCAGUCUAUUUGUUGGCUUGGGUUUUACUUUGCUCCCUUGUUUCCAGCUAUUUACGUUAUUAAACUUACCGUCAUCUUUUACACAAAAAUGUUAUCAGCAUUGUAUGCUUGUGCACCACCAAACCGUCCUUAUCGAGCAGCUAGAACCAACAGUUUCUUUAUGAUAGUAUUAAUACUGGCUUUCUUUAUGUGCUGUUUUCCUGUAAUUUACUCUAUAGCCAACGUUCAACCGUCCCAUGGAUGUGGUCCUUUCCGUGGUACUUUUUUCCCGUAUACAGUUAUACCAGAUAGUAUUGCCACAUUACCUAAUGGUGCUCAACAGGCCUAUAAUAUUCUUACAUCUCCUGCAGUGACGGCGUCUUUUAUAAUUAUACUAUUGUUAUUGUUAUAUUUUUGCUCCAAUAUGAGAGUAGCCCACCAAAAGAGAAAUAAGAUAUUGAGACAAAAAUUUGAGACUGAAAGUAGAGAUAGACAAUACAUUUUAAAUCAACUCAAACAAGAAACUGGUAAAAACAGAGUUUGAAGAGAUUCCAUGGGAAGUUUGCUUACAACCGUUUUUAUAUAUUUGAGGUCGCAGAUACCCCAAACUUAAUGUUUACGUUACGUUUACAUGGUAAUCAUAUCCAAUGUAGCUUGACAAAAACCAAGAUUAUAUAUUAUAUAUAGUAUUAGUUCACGAACGAAUAAAAAUGGGUGUGUAAUAAUGUAUUUCUAAAUGAUAUUUAUCAGAAUUGGAGGAGAUUUUUGUCGCAUUACAAACAAGCUAUCAAUAGCCGCAAAAUUGUCUAAUUUUAUUGCUUUGGCAAUAAUAGUGAUAUUUUGUAAAUUAAUAAAAACACAGUAUUAAGGAAUUCUGUAUGUCAAUUUGUAUAAAAUCCGAGCCAUUUUUGUACUUAUAUAUAUAGCAUUAAUAUUUGACGAUGUAUUAUUGUCAGUUCAUACGAAAUGUAUCCGUAAUAUAAUGCCGGUUUAUUUUUUUUUUAUUUUUGCACAAAUAAAAGCUAAGUAAUUUUUAACAUUGAAUUGUUUGCUUCUUUUUCUGGAGUAAACCAUGAUGGGUAGAUUCGGC